CCGCGCGGGGAGAGCUGGCGAGCAGGAGUCUGGCCCGAGUUGGCUGGAGCUGUUGCCAUGACAAGCAUUUUCUCAAGAAAGCUCUGCUGUUGAGACCGUUCAAAGCCGGGGGCCGGGGGGGAGGCACGAACUUCCUGGGGAACCAUCCCUCCGAAGAGGGCAGGAUCGGAGACUCCCGCCCAGCUCCCCCGCACCCUCCUCUGCCGGGACCCGAGAGGUCCUUCCCGCUGGAAGCGCUGGGGCGGAGACCCAGCCCACUCCCCGCCGUAGCUGCAAAGGCAGGAGCGCGACGCCAGCGUCUCUAGCUCGGUUGCCACACUGGGGAGACCGGUGGGUGGUCACCCCACCCUGUCCCCAUCCAUGGAAACCCGGAGGGAGAGUCCCGCUUGGAGAAACCUGGAUCUUUGCUAGAAAGAGAGAUAUCCAGUUGUCAGCAGGAUUUAGGAAGCCUUCCUCUUCCUCCUCCUUCUGCCGCCUCUCUACCAUCACAGUUGCUGGUUGUUGCUAAGGUUGCUGCCAUGGUAACGUGCACAUCCUGUUUACACCUCCAUCGGGGCAAGUUGGUCUAAGCUAGGAACCUAUCUACCCUGGACAACCACUUCCAUCACCACCUGAGGACACCAAUCAUCGUAACACAAAGUCCGUCAUCCACUGAGUUCCCCCAUCCUCUUCCCUUCUCGCUGCCAGGCUUCAUACAGAAGAAAGGACCUAGGCGUGGAAUUGCUACUCUGAAGCUUAUUGCACAAGAUAUAUUCGAUCUAUUUCCUAACUGGGCCCCCAGAGACACAAGAAGUAGGAAGAAGUUGGGACAGAAACACAGGAGACGCUGAUCAGUUGAAGGGAAACUGCACAUCUUCUCUGGUUGAGGGGCUUGGUAACAGCAGGCAAAAUGACGAACCCAUCAGAACAUGGCUUGCGGGCCAACUCGAUCCACGAAGGGGACUUUGGCUGCACAGUGAUGGAGCUGAGGAGGCUCAUGGAGCUGCGUUCGAGCGAUGCACUGCGCGAGAUUAUUGUCCACUAUGGAGGUGUAGAGAAUCUUUGCAGGAGACUGAAAACCUCCCCUGUGGAAGGUCUGUCUGGGCACCCUGCAGAUCUGGAGAGACGGAGGCAGGCGUUUGGACAUAACGUGAUACCCCCCAAAAAGCCCAAGACCUUCUUGGAAUUAGUGUGGGAAGCCCUGCAAGAUGUCACGCUCAUCAUCCUGGAGAUCGCAGCCAUCAUCUCCCUGGUCCUGUCCUUCUAUCGCCCCGCUGGUGAAGAAAGUGAAGUGUGUGGUCAAAUUGCAAGUAACUCGGAAGAUGAACAUGAGGCAGAAGCCGGCUGGAUCGAGGGGGCAGCCAUCCUGUUCUCGGUGAUCAUCGUGGUAUUAGUGACCGCCUUUAACGACUGGAGCAAAGAGAAGCAAUUCCGGGGGCUGCAGAGCCGCAUUGAACAGGAGCAAAAAUUCUCCAUUAUCCGAAAUGGUCAGCUCAUCCAGCUCCCUGUGGCUGAGAUUGUGGUGGGCGAUAUCGCCCAGAUCAAGUAUGGUGACCUGCUGCCUGCAGAUGGGAUCCUGAUCCAGGGGAAUGACCUGAAGAUUGACGAGAGCUCUCUGACAGGGGAAUCAGACCAUGUCAAGAAGUCCCUGGACAAAGACAUCAUGUUGCUCUCAGGAACCCAUGUCAUGGAAGGUUCUGGCCGGAUGGCAGUGACUGCUGUGGGUGUCAACUCCCAGACUGGAAUCAUCUUUACUCUCUUGGGGGCCCAUGAGGACCAGGAGGAGGAGAAGAAGAAGAAAGGUAAAAAACAAGGAGUCCCUGAAAAUCGCAACAAAGCAAAGACCCAGGAUGGAGUGGCCCUGGAAAUCCAGCCACUCAACAGCCAGGAGGGACUUGACAGUGAGGAGAAGGACAAGAAGACAGUCAAGGUGCCCAAAAAGGAGAAGUCAGUGCUGCAGGGCAAGCUGACCCGCCUGGCCGUGCAGAUUGGGAAAGCUGGUCUGAUCAUGUCCGCUCUCACAGUUCUCAUCCUGAUUCUGUACUUUGUGACUGACAACUUUGUGAUACAACGCAGACCAUGGCUACCCGAGUGCACGCCCAUCUACAUCCAGUACUUCGUCAAGUUCUUCAUCAUUGGCAUCACUGUGUUGGUGGUGGCUGUGCCAGAGGGGCUACCACUGGCUGUCACCAUCUCACUGGCCUAUUCUGUGAAGAAAAUGAUGAAAGACAAUAACCUAGUACGACACCUGGAUGCUUGUGAGACGAUGGGCAACGCCACAGCCAUUUGCUCUGAUAAGACAGGCACGUUGACCAUGAACCGCAUGACCGUGGUACAGGCGUAUAUUGGGGGCACCCACUACCGUGAGAUCCCAAGCCCUGACGUCUUCCCGCCCAAGGUCCUGGACUUUAUUGUCAACGGUAUUUCUAUCAACAGUGCUUAUACCUCCAAGAUUCUGCCUCCAGAGAAGGAGGGAGGCCUGCCGAGGCAGGUGGGCAACAAGACCGAGUGUGCUCUGCUGGGCUUCGUCACAGACCUGAAUCAGGAUUACCAGGCGGUGCGGACCGAGGUGCCCGAGGAGAAGUUCUACAAGGUGUACACCUUCAACUCCGUGCGCAAGUCCAUGAGCACCGUCAUUAAGAACCCCAGCGGCGGCUUCCGCAUGUACAGCAAGGGUGCUUCCGAGAUCAUCUUGCGCAAGUGUAAUCGAAUCCUGGACCAGAAAGGGGAAGCGAUACCAUUCAAGAAUAAAGACCGAGAGGACAUGGUACGCACUGUCAUUGAGCCCAUGGCCUGUGAGGGGCUCCGGACUAUCUGCAUAGCUUACCGGGAUUUCGAUGACGGAGAGCCCUCUUGGGACAACGAGAGUGAAAUCCUCACUGAGCUGACCUGCAUCGCAGUGGUGGGCAUCGAGGACCCUGUGCGCCCAGAGGUUCCAGAUGCUAUUGCCAAAUGCAAACGAGCUGGCAUUACUGUCAGAAUGGUGACAGGUGACAACAUCAACACAGCCCGGGCCAUCGCCACCAAAUGUGGCAUUCUGACAGCUACAGAUGACUUCAUGUGCUUGGAAGGCAAAGAAUUCAACCGACUCAUCCGUAAUGAGAAGGGCGAGGUAGAGCAAGAAAAGCUGGACCACAUCUGGCCUAAGCUCCGGGUCCUGGCGCGGUCGUCCCCCACUGACAAGCACACCCUGGUGAAAGGAAUCAUUGACAGCACUGUUGGGGAACAGCGGCAGGUGGUGGCUGUCACCGGGGAUGGCACAAAUGAUGGGCCCGCUCUGAAGAAAGCAGACGUUGGUUUUGCCAUGGGUAUCGCAGGCACAGAUGUAGCAAAGGAGGCCUCGGACAUCAUCCUAACAGAUGACAACUUCACCAGCAUCGUAAAGGCAGUGAUGUGGGGGCGAAAUGUCUAUGACAGCAUCUCCAAGUUCCUGCAGUUCCAGCUCACCGUCAAUGUUGUGGCUGUGAUUGUGGCCUUCACUGGAGCCUGUAUCACUCAGGAUUCCCCACUGAAAGCCGUGCAGAUGCUGUGGGUGAAUCUAAUCAUGGACACCUUCGCUUCGUUGGCCCUGGCCACAGAGCCCCCCACGGAAUCUCUGCUGAAUCGUCGCCCCUACGGCCGAAAUAAGCCUCUGAUCUCACGUACUAUGAUGAAGAACAUCUUGGGCCAUGCAGUCUAUCAGCUCGUUGUCAUCUUUGUCCUUGUCUUUGCUGGUGAGAAGUUCUUUGACAUUGAUAGUGGGAGGAAGGCACCUCUACAUUCACCGCCCACCCAGCACUAUACCAUCGUUUUCAACACCUUCGUGCUGAUGCAGCUCUUCAAUGAAAUCAACGCCCGAAAGAUCCACGGGGAGAAGAAUGUCUUCGCAGGCAUUUACCGCAACCUCAUCUUCUGCUCUGUAGUCCUGGGCACGUUCGUCAGCCAGGUUCUCAUCGUGGAGUUCGGGGGUAAACCCUUCAGCUGUACCAACCUCAGCCUGGCCCAGUGGUUGUGGUGUCUCUUCAUCGGGAUUGGAGAGCUUCUGUGGGGCCAGCUCAUCUCUGCGAUACCUACCCAAUCCCUGAAGUUCCUGAAGGAGGCUGGGCACGGCACCGCCAAAGAGGAGAUCACCAAAGAUGCCGAGGGCCUGGAUGAGAUUGACCACGCGGAGAUGGAGCUGCGCCGAGGCCAGAUCCUCUGGUUCCGAGGCCUGAACCGUAUCCAGACUCAGAUCGACGUAGUUAACACAUUCCAGACUGGAGCCUCUUUUCAGGGAGUCCUAAGGCGACAGAACUUGGGUCAACACCAUGCCGUAAAACUUGUUCCUAGCUCAUCCUAUGCAGCAGUUGUACCAGUCAAAUCUUCCCCCAGCACUUCUGCUGCUGCUGCUGCUGCUUCAUCUCCUCCUAUGGGCAAUCAAGGUGGUCAAAGCAUUCCAUAGUUCCCUCCACGAAAGCAUUCAGAAACCCAAGAGCCAAAACUCCAUCCACAGCUUCAUGAUCCACCCUGAAUUCGCCAUAGAUGAGGAGUUGCCACGAACACCACUCCUGGAUGAGCAAGUGGAGAAUAAUCUUGACGCGGUUUCUAUAUCCGGGACUAGUGUGCUCCUGUUGGAUGGUGAGGUCACUGCAAAUGCCAACCAAAACAACAAUGCGGUGGAUUGCAGUCAAGUGCAAACUGUUGCCUCCCACUCGGACAGCCCGCUCCACAGCCUGGAGACAUCAGUUUGAAUUGUCACUCUCUGACUCCCAUCCCUGCUUUCUCUAUUUCUCUUUUCAUCAAUCCCAUCUCUAAGGUGAUGAUGGACCUUUUCAUUGUCAUGUCAGCUGCUCCCCAGUGUGUGUGAACCCCGACCUGACCAUGAAGAGGCAAGAGCACAGACCUACAAGGACUUCAAGUUAAGCUUGAGUUGGGGUUUGUAGCAGGACCCAGUCAAGCCCCAGGCAGGUAAUGGUAGAAUCUACUUCAUGGGUGUGUCAGCUGUUAUUUUUAAAGAAAUGACAACAAUCCUAUUGGCAUCACCCCAACCUAAAUUCUCCCCCGUGUUCAUACACAUGUCACCAUAUCCUGGCUUCUGGAUUUUAUCCUAUUAGUCUGUGCUGUUUAUAAGCUAAGUUGAGGGUUCAGAGAGAGAAUAUCCCCAAAUGAAAUGGGCCAAAGUAGGGAUGGAUUGUAUAAAAUCAUCCAGUAGUGUGAUUGUUUCUAUGACAAUUUUUCCCAUUUUGAACACUUAUACCUAAAGGCCUCUGGCUCUUUCUGCCCUUCCAGUCAAACCUCCCUGAGGUUCUUUUGCUCUUUUGUGAUCCUUGUCUUCCUUUCCUUCACUUUUUUUUUUUAAUGUUUUGACGAUUAAGAAAAUGGAAAGGACAUGGGUGAAUUGAGUAAAUUUGACCAUUCUCCCUUUUGGCCCCCAAAGAACCCUUGAUUUAGUUCUAGAAUCAGACAGAUUUCUUUGCUAAAAGGGUCCUUUUGCAGCAAUUAAGAGCUGGUAAGAACGUUGCCCUGUUAUUGCCAGGUUACCUUCUGCUUUUAAACUGCCAUCUUGUCAGGCGUGUGUGUUGUCAAGUGCCAGGGAGAUCAGCCUUGCCCGUGAAGGUCACGUAUGUAUGGUGUAUGGUUUGUACCACAGGCUUGAGCUUUCUCCAAUUCCUAAAGUCAUAGCAAAAGAAUGAGUUGGGUGUGACCCUGCCUCCUUGCUGGACUUGGAUAUUGAGGACCAGAAGAAUGGCAGGUCUAGGACAAGACAGACCAUCAAAGCAGACUGUUAAACGUCCUCCUUGGAGUAACCACUGCUUUCAAAGCCAUCUGCCAAGGCUCUUCCAGGGCAGAGCAUGAUUGUUCGGGGAAUGAGGAUUGAGAAGCCUUGGGAGAGGCCAAAGAGCCGUUCUGGCAUGAUCUGAGAAAACCUUCCUGCAGGGACCAGGAACUCGAGCUUAGGGGCCUGGGUACCAGCUUCAACCUACUCUUCAGUUUCUAGUUCCGCUCUUUGCUGUGUCCCACAACUUACCCAGCCUCUGAGAAGGUCCCCGUCUUUCUCACGUAUUCUGAUUUUGAAAAUAUGCAUCCAAAGUGGGAGGCCCCCGUGACAUUCUGCUGACUUAAAGGAGCAAAAUACCCUACUGAAGAGCCCCCUUCCUCCCCUCGUUUCCUCUCACGUGCCCCACACGAGCCCGUCCCAGCCCCGCGCUCCAGCUGCUGCCCAGCAAAGCCCUGUGCCUUUUCCCUGAGCACUGCCCAGAGGGUCCCCUUCCCACCUGCCUCUCAGGAGUUGGGGGCUUCGCUAGGAGAUUUUCUAAGUGUUCCUUACUGGGACGAGGUGGAGCCACAUGUGCAGGGGGCUCCGUUUUUAUCCCUGCUGGUGUCCACUUAGGUCCUGUGCAGGGGCUAACCCGUGACCCCGACUCCCAUAGCCCGUGAGGUAAGUGAAGCCCGCACCCCUCUUUCCAGAGCGAUGGGAGUCAGGAGAGGCCACUUGAGGCUCUUACGAACUGCCAGAUUUCCAUGUGGGAGGAAGGUGGCCUGGUCCACUCAGCCUUUUCUAAUGGGUCCCUCCUCCCCUCCUGUCACCUGAGCUGCCCGAGGCAGGACUGUAAAGAACCAGCACCCACCCCCCAUCCCAUUACUGCACAAUCCGUCAUUGCAGGAAACGGGGAAAACAGAUUCGAUUGGGGUUUUGUACAGCAGCGUUUUCUCUGUCUUAAAUAGUCACGGGGCGGGGGCGGGAAAUUAGCUCACCCAAGGCAUUAGAUGUUCACAUAUGUAUUCAUUAACUACAUAGGAAGAUUUAAUUCUAUCAAAUCUUUUAUUACCUCAGAUCAUUUUCAAAGGCAAGCCGAUCACAAGCUUUGAAGGCUGUUUUACCAUUCCUGUUCCCAAAAGACUCUCACGGUGCCUGACAGGUUACUCUUGAGGGCUUGUGUGUACUUUUUAAAAGUCAACAGUUUUUUUUGUGUGUGUGUUCUAGUUUCCAUAGAUGGAGAGAAAAUAUAGAAAUAUAUGCAAAAAUAUAUAGUUUUCUUUAGAUCAGAAACUGAUAUUUUCGAGUCAGCCAUAUGUAUUUUGUUUAAAGGAUUUAAAAUAAACUGCCGUCAUGUAACCCCGUGGAAGGGCGUGCUUAACCAGCUGUUUGACAUGACAGGUGACUUAGUAUAUUGGUAAUUGGUUUUAAAGCCAAUACACCAUACUUCCUUUCUCCAAACAGCCAUCUUUAUACUUAGGGGAAAAAUGUAUUGGGUUCUAGACUUUUUUAAUAUAAAUUUUGUUGACAUGGAAUUGAGUAAGUUUAAGUGUUUAUGUGCAUAUGUUUUUUAUAUAAGUUUUUUCUAUUCAGUUUCAGUGAUCCAACUGGCAGUGAGUAAAUAUGGCGUAAGUUAAUAAUGCUUUUCCCCAACACGGUGCUUUGGAUUUGAAAAGGGUCUGAUGGGGAGAAGAAGAACAUAUCAUCCUAGAUUCCUCUCUUGAUAAACCUAGGAAAACGGAGAGUAAAUUGUGGAUAGUGACGAAAACACCCAGCAAGAAGGGACACAGCUGUCAGGAAAUGAACGUGCGCCCCGCCCCCGACACGGAGAUGGCUGGCCGGGCUCCUCUGUAACUGGUGAUUAGGAUCAGGGGCCUCGGUUGGAUUUGUGUUCUUGAAGAAUAGCUGGCAGAGUGGUACCAAAGACAUUAGUAUCCCCUGACCUGUAACGAUACUCUGAAUUGGAGUUUGCAUUUUUACGGUUUUCACUUCCUGUUCCUCCUGGAAUUUUCCAUUAGUGAGGGUUUUUUUUUGCAAGGAUGUGAUUUGCAACUCCUUCUCUCCACUAGAAAGAUUUUGUGCAAUAUAUUACAUAGGGGACAGAGCUCUAAGUGGCAAAAACAAUGGCUGGUUCUAGCCCUGGGUGACUGUCCUGGGGCUAGGUCCUUCCCAUGGGUGUCUUCUAUCCUCUGAAAUGACUCUCCUAUCCCUACAAAUGUUAAGAGAGAUCACCUAGACGUCCCUCUGGACACUUGUGAAUUCUUUAGGGUUUGAGUUUCUUCUUUCUCUUGAGCUUCAGAGGGGAGAGUUUGCACAGUUAAAUCUAAGUGAUUACCUCACUGCCGAAAACCCGGAGGGGCGUGGCAAACUCGCGUGUGCCGAAAAAACCUCUGAAUGCAUCCCUUCCUUUCCUUCCUGCGUCCCUCGCCUUACAGUGGUAGCAGCCGUGGUACCUUCACAGUAUGCACACUCCCUCACCUUUCCCAUCUAGGGACCACCUUGCUGCAGUGGUGAGGGUGGGCUCUUAAAAUGCUUGCUAUUCUUAAGCCAUUCCAGCCUCUUCCUCAGAAUAGACCAGAUACCCUUCCACUGAGCCCAGCGCCAGUCCUUUCGCCUUCCCUGCCCUGCCGGUAGGCCUGCCGUUCCCUUUCCUCUUGAUUAGGAGAGAUGGAGGGAGAUUAGCUGCCCGUGACGGAAUUGGCCUGCGGCUCGUGUUUUCUCCCCGUAUGUAUAUAUGCCAUAUGUGAAUAUGCCAUAUAUAUGUGCCAACAAAUCUAUCCACGUUGCUCUUUUCAAAUCAGCAUGCAGAUAGGAAUUUCGAGUUUCUUCUUUUCAGUAACUAGUGUAACAAGCACUGGUAUUUUUGUACAAAAAGAAAAAACAAACAAAACAAGAGAUUGACUAUUGUGGUCUGCAUGACAUAAACAAACAAAUGGUGAUAUCCAAGCAAUGUGUACCCCAGUGUGUGUUGCCGUAAUUUGCAAUUCAGCUUAACAGCGCACCCAGAUCUGCAUUUGCAUUCUGAUAUUAUUUAAGCUCUAUGUACAAUGUUUUGCAUGUAUUUAUAUGGUUCUUAGGAAAAAAAAGGUAUAAACUGCCAAAUCCGAAAUUCAAAUGUGUUGUUUCACUGAGACAGGAAGAAGAGGAGUUUUAAAAGGGAUAAUUUUUUGGAACCAAUAAAGCUUUUUGCUAAUGAGCAGAAACCAACACUGCCGUGCACUGAGAAUAAAAGCCCAUGCCCACUUGUA
This is a messenger RNA of Lemur catta (Ring-tailed lemur), 8943 nucleotides long. RefSeq names its product ATPase plasma membrane Ca2+ transporting 4 (gene ATP2B4). Gene Ontology annotation, biological process: regulation of cytosolic calcium ion concentration; calcium ion transmembrane transport. Gene Ontology annotation, molecular function: PDZ domain binding; ATP hydrolysis activity; P-type calcium transporter activity. Gene Ontology annotation, cellular component: membrane; intracellular membrane-bounded organelle. Lineage: Eukaryota; Metazoa; Chordata; Mammalia; Primates; Lemuridae. The transcript is spliced from 22 exons. Bases 890 to 4399 code for a protein of 1169 amino acids. The record is from RefSeq and is a predicted model, not a curated record.